CUCAGGGACGAUAGUUGAUUAAGUUCGGCGGAGGAUUUAACUCUGCUUCACUCAGUUACAGCUAUGACAGAGGGAACGUAAGUAAUUUUCUUUAUUUACCGACGAAAUCAGAUAUUUACUCGAGUUCAAAAAGAUACUUUAAAGCAUUUGGAAGUUGGUUGGCUGCGCUAAAAAUGUGAAAAAGACAAAAUGUAGAUUGUCCACAACUGUUAUGACUAAAGUUUUGUGUUGUAUUUCACUAAAUCAAAUGUCGUAAUUUAGAAAACAUGUAUUAUACCGACUAAAAAUAAAGUAACCCUGCUGAUUGUUUAAAUGAGGAUUUAACCCUUUGACAAAAUGCAACUGAACCCGUUUUUACAUGAUUUCAUAUCAUCUCUGUUUAAAAAUGAGCUUUGUUAGUAUUUUUGUCUCACAUUUGCAGAAAAUUCAUACAGAAAGAUCUUAAAGGGAUUAGACACCCCCUCGAGAAAUAAUUGUUGCUGACUGCUUGCUUCUCUAGUUUUACCAACUUUAGUAAUGACCACAUGAAAGCAAUACACAGCGGUCUGAGGAGCCAUAAACAAACCUCAACCAAAACGCCACUCCAUAUCCACAAAUAAUGCUCAGAACAGCACCUAACUUCAUCAACAGGACAUAUAGGGACCCAGCCAUAGUACUAGACACCAAACAUCUUUUUAAAUUGACUAAUUUCUUUAGCAAAGUGACCAAACACAACUCACCUACUCUCUUCCAGCAGCCGCUUGUUUGUGGGAGACCUCAGGCCAGUUCAUUAUGGACUACAGUGGGGUGACGCAGCUCAAGACAGAACAUUUAUGAUCAUUUCUUUAUCAUUUCCUUGAAGUAAUAAUCACCAUAUUAAUCAUUUUGCACAGCAGACGCGAUAGUUCUUCUGCCUUAGCAUCUCGGUCUGAUUGCAUUUCUAUGAGGAAAUGAUCAUAAAUGUUCUUCCUUGAGUUGCGUCACCCCGCUGCAGUCCGUAAUGGACUGGCCUGAGGUCUCGCUACAAACAAGCGACUGCUGCGAGAAUAGGUGAGUUGUGUUUAGUCUCUUUGUUGGAAAAAAAAACUAAAGUUGGAUUAACUAGAAAAGCAAGCGGUCGGCAACAUUCACCUCUGAAGGCGGUGUCUUACUUUGUGUCAUGGUGUGUUUGACCCUAAAUUAAUUUCACGCGGGAAUAUCCCUUUAACCCGAGGUAAACAGUUUAGCGGCGCUACAACAUGCAGCAGGUCUCAUUUGACAAGAAACACUUCUGUUACAGACACUUGUCUUACUUUGUUAAAGCGGUUUACCUGUCCAGCAGAAAGGUUACAGGGUCCGGAAGAUCCCGGAAGCGUCCCCCAACGUUUAUGCUAGCUUCAUUGAUGUUGACCCUGCUUUUUAGCUCUCGUCCCGGUCUACCUCCUUUUUAAGCGCCCGUUACUCCGCCAGAGUCUCCGGUAUUUACUUCAUUUUCUUGCUUGUGUCGGCAGUCGUGGCCAAAGGAGGAUUCAGACAAUUUUCCAUACUUUCUGGUUGGUUUCUACUGUCCGAUAUUGUUGCACGCUAACUUUGUUUGGGCUCGUCAACGUUAUUUGAGGAUGUGGAGUCUGCCUCACAACAGGAGGGAGCAGCGUCUUCCUCACAACCAAUCAGCACUAAGGAGCAGCGUCUGUCUCAACCAAUCAGGUCGAAGAGGUGGAGAACGUCGUUGCUCACAAUCAGAAUUGGCGGACCGUUAAAAUUUUCUAAAUGUCGGCUACAUAGACAUAAGCGAACACAGCGAUCUCGUUAUAUUACCAAAUGUAAUCAAUAACUAAUAGCUACUGACUGAUAUUAAAAGUUUUUUGUAUAUACACCAAAAAAUAAAAAAAAUGUUUCUUUAAUGGAUUCCUGCCUACGCCAACUUUAAGUUAUCAAAGAAAAAACACCGGAACAUGAAAUAUAUAUAUUUCUUUUCAUGAAAUAAUAUUUUUAUUAUUUAUUUACACUUUUAUCAAUUUAUUUACACUUUUAUCCAAUUAUUGACACUUUUUUUUAUUCAUUCAUACUUUUCAACACUUUUAAUAAUACAUUAAUUUAUGUAUUGACACUUUCAAUCAUUUAACGGUAUAUUUAAGUAGUUAUUUAAUGAUGUAUUUAUUUAUUUAAUUAAUUUUGAUACUUUUAGUCCUCCAUACAAAGUAAGUCUUUGUGUCUUUGUUGUACCUUGUAGGCACCUGCGGAGGCGAGGGGGGCCUUACAAGACAGAGCCAGCCACAGACCUGAGCCGCUGGCGGCUGACUAAUGUGGAGGGCAGGCAGGCAUGGCGCUAUGUGGAGGAUGAGGAGACCCCAGACAGAGAGCAAACGAUGCUGGAGGCACACUGUCUAGGUCUGGACACGGUAAGCUGUCACACAUAAUGGCUGAACCCAGAUACAAGCUCAGAACAGGUAAGGUGUCAAAGAAAGUGGUUACUAACAAAAAAGCUUGCAGGGUCUGUGAUUUUGUACCUGGUGCAUGUUCAGAGUUGUGAAGUCAAUUGAGUCGCUGUGUUUUUAGCCAAUAUGCAAUAACACACAAUACCAAACAGUAUUCUUAUAUUUUAACUUCCUUAUCUUCUCCACAGAGUACGUUUGUGUCUGGCUCCCCUGCGGCCCACACAGCUGUAGAUGCAGCUCUGAAAGGAAUGAACUUCUACAGCCACCUCCAGGCUGAGGACGGUCACUGGGCCGGAGACUAUGGAGGACCUCUCUUCCUCCUUCCAGGUAAAGCCAGUCUUCCUUAUAUUUGACACCUGUAAUUUGCAACAGCUAAAAUUUUUGUGCAUGUUAAUCUGUCACUGUAUGAACGUCUAUUUCUAAACUCCAGGUCUAUUGAUCACGUGCCACAUAGCAAAGAUCCCUCUGGCUGAGGCUUGGAAGAAAGAGAUGGUGAGAUACCUGCGCUCGGUUCAGCUUCCAGAUGGCGGCUGGGGUCUGUAAGUCAACAUUAAAUGUUAUUUGGCUUUCGAUGUUCAUUUAUAUCAUAAAAUUGUAAAGAUUUCUUGACCAAGAAAUGAGUGACCUUACACAAACACAGAGAGUUGAAGUCAAGUUUCAGUUGAGCUUCAGCCGAAGAAUAGAGACCAUGACACCAGAUCAGUAAAAGCACAGCUAGUUACUUGUUUUUGUUUGUCGGUUUCUUCAGACAUAUUGAAGAUAAAUCUACGGUCUUUGGCACAGCGCUGAGCUACACAUCAUUAAGGAUCCUGGGAGUUGAACCAGACGAUCCAGACAUGAUCCGGGCCAGGAACAACCUGCACAGCAAAGGUGAGGAGUUAAUGCUGAAUUAAAUUUUACACACCACUGAAGCUGGAACCAGCAUGCAUGUGGCAGGCAUAGUAAUUACUCUGAUUACUGAUCAUUCUAACAAUCAGACAAUUAGUGUGGGAAAUUAAGACAUAGAGCUUAUAGUUGCCUACAUAAUUAUUUUAAAACUGUGAUAGCUAUGAAACAAAGCAGCUGGUGAUUUUCUCCAUCUUCAGGUGGUGCUGUGGGGAUUCCCUCCUGGGGUAAAUUCUGGUUGGCUAUUUUAAAUGUCUACAGCUGGGAGGGGAUGAACACACUGCUACCAGAGAUGUGGUAAGAUGCUCUCUCUGUCAUCGUAAUUAAUGUUUCACUGAUUGGUCACUUGUCAUUUUGAAUUCCUUGUUUUAAACACAGUUUGACACACUUUGGUGGAAAUGAAAAGUGCAUUUCUGGCAUGUCACUCCCUCACUCUUGCUCUCUCUCUGCUUCCUUCUCUGUCCGCUGUCCUGUCCUCUCUAUAAGUAAAAGAAGAAAAACACAGCAAUAAAACAGAGAUAAAGAGAAAGAAAACUGACCGUGUGUGGUGUAAAGUAAAUUGUGACUGUGUGGUCAAAACACUUGAAUUGUCUUCAGUAAACUGACUGCUCACUUGAAUCUGUUUCAGGCUAUUCCCUGCGUGGAUGCCCGCUCAUCCCUCCACCCUGUGGUGUCACUGUCGUCAGGUCUACCUCCCCAUGAGCUACUGUUAUGCUGUCAGACUGGCUGCAGACGUGGAUGAGCUGGUCCUCAGCCUCAGACAGGUGCCAAAUUAUUUUUCCGCCACAAGGGGGCGCCAUACUCAUGAUAAGAUUUCAUGACCUCAGAGCUCUGAGUCUGUGCGACCUCGGAGUAACUGGCUGAAAUCAUCUUUUCAUAGGACACUCAUUCAAACCUUCCUCUCUUUGAACUUUCUUCGAUCACUUUCUCAAUCAAGCAUGAGUAUACUUUAUGAAACUGACAUAUGACUUCACUUUGGUUCCUCAGGAGCUUUAUGUCCAGGACUAUGCCUCUAUUUACUGGCCUGAUCAGAGGAACAAUGUGGCUGCAUGUGAUCUGUACACACCUCACAGCACUCUGCUCACAGUCGCCUACAGUAAGUAUGAGCCGGACACAAAAGUAUAAAAAAAAAUUUCCUGCAAACUCGAUAACAAAACGGACUCAAUGAUAAAAAAUGAAGUAUCACUGUUACAUAAUGAUGAUGAUCUCUAAAGUUUUACUCAAUUUGACCACAUGUGCGAAAGUGACGCAUCAGAAACGCAACAAUCCUGAGGGGAAUCCCUCAUGACACAUGAUGUUUUUAACCAAAAAAAAGAAGUUCAUUUUUCCACUGGUACUUCUUUAAAGCGGUUUUGUGAAUCAUCCCCUGACCGUGUGAUUGUCCCUGUUUCCCUGCAGUGGUGUUAAAUGUUUAUGAAGCUCACCACAGCACAACACUGAGAGAGAGGGCGGUCAAAGAGCUGUACGAGCACAUCCAGGCCGAUGACCGCUUCACGAAAUGUAUCAGCAUUGGACCGGUAACACACAAAGAAACAGUUUAAAACAAGACAUUUCAAAAUAAAAGAGAGCUCUUUCAGUGUAAAGCUUGAUUUAUAAUGAAGAAGAUAAAAUUAGUGUCUUCUUCCUCAGAUUUCAAAGACCAUCAACAUGUUGGUCCGCUGGUAUGUGGAUGGUCCCUCUUCUCCAGUGUUUCAGGAGCACGUGUCCAGGAUCCCAGACUACCUCUGGUUAGUCAGGCUGUCUUUGGAAAAUGUGUUUCCCAUUGCUCAUCAUGAUUACAUCUUUAAUUUUAAAGUUAUUGCGUUUGUCAUUAUUUAAAUGUUUUUGCUCAAUGUUGAUAAAUCUGAAGAUGCACAUUAAAGUUUUAUUGUGUUCCAGGUUAGGAUUAGACGGCAUGAAAAUGCAGGUGAGGAUCCACACUCUGCUUGAUGACAUGUUCGGUGAUUUUUGAGUUUGAAAGUAAAUCUUUGAGCUCAAAUGAGCGGCACAGGUGUGCAGAAAGCUCUCAGACUUCGAUAAACUGUAAAAUGAAUAUAAGUUAUUUAAAAGAAAAUAGUUUUUCAUUCUCUCACCAUUGAAAAAUACCCUUUGUUACCAUCGGAAUGAAUCUUUCCGUCAUGAAGAGUUUCAGUUCAUCAAGUUCACUCAAAUUUUCCACAGGGUACCAACGGAUCUCAACUUUGGGAUACUUGUUUUGCUGUUCAAGCCUUCCUUGAGGUACUGCAAAUAUCAUCAUUUACAAUACAGUACAAUAACUGAGAUGAACAAACUGAAAAGCAGAGGACUCAAUAUUGAUCCCUGAGGAACCCCACUCUAAGUGUAAAAUCCAGAAGUAAAAUCCACGUACAAGUGUUGAGCACCAUCAUCAAUUCUUCUGUGUGUAUUUUGGUAGAAGUGUUUUAUUUGCGUUACAUUUCUGAUUGUAAGAUGUCAUGUAGCUGAUUAGGAUCUGGUUUCUGUUGUACAUUUCAGGCUGGAGCUCAGGAUGACCCCAGACUAGCUGAGUGCCUCCGCAGUGCCCACGACUUUCUCAGAAUAACACAGGUACCACCAACACAAAGCUUCUUACUGAAAUGCAAUAAAAUAUAUCUUUAAAUCAUUAUUUCUAAAAAAAUCUCCUUUUAGAUCAGAACAUAUAAGUAUGAUUAUUUUUCCCACUUUUACAGAUACCUGAAAAUCCUCCUGAGUACCAAAAGUACUACAGACAGAUGAACAAGGUAAAACCACUUUCGAGAAAAGGCUUUUUGACUUGUUAUGAUACUGGCGGGCGCUGUGAUAGUGAUUGAUGUGCGUAUACCUUUGACCUCGACCCUCUUUGUCAGGGAGGAUUCCCCUUCAGCACACGGGACUGUGGCUGGAUCGUAGCCGACUGUACAGCAGAGGGCCUGAAGUCAGUGAUGCUGCUGCAGGAGCUCUGUCCCGCCAUCGGGCGGCACGUCACCUCAGAGCGGCUAUUUGAUGCUGUCAAUGUGGUGAGUCGAGGAUAAAUAGAUGGACGACACCAUAUCUCAUAAUGUAUGAACUUAAACCAAGUUUUGCUUGUGUUUAACUGAUUAUAAAUUAACUGGAAUUGAGUCUGAUGAGUUUAUUUGAGACCUCAGCAUUUCUGCUCCUUCAUCGUGUGUGUGUGUCUCUUAUAGCUGCUGAGCAUGAGGAACCGUGAUGGCGGAUUCGCCACCUAUGAAACGAAGAGAGGAGGGAAACUCCUAGAGCUGCUGAACCCCUCUGAGGUGUUCGGUAUGUUUGAUGCCCACACUGUAUCAUCAACAUAAAGUUAAUGCACUUUACUUGCAGUAAUGUUCGGUCAUAAAACACUUCCUUUAAUUGUUUGUUAUGAUAUAAAAAGUGCAGAUGAAGACCAUGUAACCCCCUCAGGUAACAUUUAUUGAAAAUAAAUCACUCACAGAAAAGUCCCGGCCAAAAAAUUCCCCAAAAUCACAUCGUGCAAGUUGGUGCCUGAGGCCUUCAGUCUGGUUCAGAUCUGUCGGUGUUGCUCAACAUGCAAACAUGCAGAUGUGAAAAAGGGAAACAUGGCGUCAUAUAGGAACAUGACAUUUGUGUCUAAUUUUAACAUUUUGCUCUUUAUGUGUUGAAAUUUGACGACCUUUUUCAACAUGGAAGUGCAGAGAGCCUUACGUUAAUGUGAACUCUGAAUGCACUCUCUCCUUUUGCCACAUAUAGGUGAUAUUAUGAUAGAUUAUACUUAUGUGGAGUGCACCUCAGCAUCAAUGCAGGCCCUGAGGCAUUUCCAAAAAGUCCACCCUGAACACCGGGCUGAGGAGAUAAGGUACAAUAUACACACAAACACUCGAACACAGAUGUGCUGCUUUUAUAUGGAAUAAAACGAGGGAAAGAGAAACCUCCAACUGAGUUUUCUGUGUUUGUUUGUUUCUCAGCUCCACUUUGAGAGAGGGACUAGAUUACUGCAGGAAGGUACAGAGGCCUGAUGGAUCCUGGGAAGGGUGAGAAUACACAUCCUGUUUUUCUACUUGAUAUCCUCUAAGUUGCUGUCAUCUGCCAUCGUUUUUGCAUUUCACCUCUGAGGCCGGUUGUGCUUGUUUAAAUAAGAAUCCCUUUGUGGUCAUACUCAGGUCCUGGGGGGUGUGCUUCACAUACGGAGUCUGGUUUGGCCUCGAAGCUUUUGCUUGUAUGGGCCACGUCUACAAGGAUGAGUAAGUUCAUCCAACACUCAUCACCACAGCGUAAUGUAGACUGUGUUCACGAACCCGUCGAGCCACACGAGACCUCCGUGAACUCCUUACUUACAAACCUAAUGACAAUGUGGUCCUUUGUUUUCAGGGAUGUGUGUGUGGAGGUUCAGAAAGCCUGUCAGUUCCUGCUGGACCGGCAGAUGCCAGACGGGGGCUGGGGGGAGGACUUUGAGUCGUGUGAGCAGCGGUGCUACAUCCAGAGCAGCUCAGCCCAGAUCCACAACACCUGCUGGGCUCUGUUAGGUCUCAUGGCUGUCAGGUAAAACUCCUCUCAUAGAAAACGAAGAUACUGAGGUGUAAAUAUGUAUCAGUGAGGUCUGUGUUGGUCCACAAUCAAAAGAGACUUCCUGUUGAUCGUUGUGAUAUUUUCAUUGUUUUCAUCAAAUGUUUUACGUCCAAAUAAAGUGAUAAAUUUUAAAGGGGGUCUUAAAUAAUUGUGAUAAUAAUAGUUAAAAGAUUAUACACGUAUCUCCCUCUUUGCUGGUAGAUACUGAGAUUUAGAAAACAGACUCUUACUGCAAAACAAACUGGAACAGAGGCGCUAAAAUAACAAAAGAUUUGUAGCAGUACAAGCAGAAUGGAGCUGUCAGUAAAGGUGUUAACCCGUGCAAGUCUUCCUUAGACCUUAGCCUGUUGUUUUUUUAACACUAAAUGAAAAAGGACUUAAGUUAUAUGCAAAUAACCACAAUUAACCAAAACAUUCACUGUAAUAACAGUUAUUAAUCAGCCUCUAUGGGACCAAUUUAACUAAUAUGGGACAAAACUUUAAUUAAUACCAUCAGCAGGGGAAAAAUGAAAUCCAAAAUUAUAUCUCUGUAUCUGUGAUGGAUUCAUUAGGUGUUAAUAUAUAAAUUUUUUCCAGGCAUCCAGACAGAGGAGCCGUAGAGCGAGGAGUCCAGCUGCUGAUCGAUAAGCAGCUGCCCAACGGAGACUGGCCACAGGUAAAUAAACUAGCAGCAGCUCUCAGGAUGUUUUUUUGCUGCUUCUUUUUGUGACAUAAAUAUCAAAGAUUUUCAUCCAUGAUUUAAAAAAUAUGUGAGCUUUAACAUGUUGUUUUUUACCUCCUCAGGAGAAUAUUGCAGGCGUGUUCAACAAAAGCUGUGCUAUCAGCUACACCUCCUACAGGAACGUCUUCCCGGUCUGGACGCUCGGACGCUUCUCAAACCUGUACCCGAGCAGUCCGCUGGCCGGGAAGGUCAAACUGUGAAGACGCUUUAGAAGAGUUUGUGGUUCAUCAGAUCUGCAGAGAACAAUGUUUACUCGUCAAACAAAAUACAAAAACAGUCACAGUUGUUUAAGUUUAAGUUAUCGACAUCACCCUCCACAUUUCACAGAUCUACCUGUGGCUCUUUUACUCUCUGUGUUCUCCGUCUUUAGGUUUUUCUUCAGAGCGGAAAUCUACAGACAUGAUAAAAAAACAUUAAAUUCUUUGGAGAUAUUUCCAUGUUUAACAUUCCAGUGUGGAUCAGGGCUCCUCCCUACAAAUCUAUCAUGAUAAUCUGCUGCAAAAUGAAACACCCAGCUCAUGUUUGCUGCUUUAUCAGCUCUGGACAAGCAUUCACAUCAUCGUGCCUUACUCUUCUGUACUAUAUCCAUUCAGAAUAAAUGCUCUCCUAUGGUAUUAUGUUGACUGGAUCGAGCAGAAACACUGGAAAAAUGUAAUUUAAUGCUUGAUAUUUCAUGAAGAGCUACUUCAUAGAAAAGUCCCCAUGAAUAACAGCAUUGUGCAAGUCGGUGCCAAAGCUGUCAAGUGAAGUUCACUGCCAGGACUGUGAGAGUUGCUCAACCUGCAAAUAUGCUGAAAAAGGGAAACAAGGAGUCAAAUAUCAACAAGAUGUUUUAGAGUCAUUUCAACAUUUAACGGCAUGAAUCUUUUUCCACUGCUCUCCAAAUGCUGCAAUUUUAUGACCCUUUAUAAUAUGGAAGAGAAGAGAUUCUUAUGAUUCUUAAAAAGGAAAAGUUGUGAAAUCUUUCUAUUGUCGCUUUCACUCAGGUGACAUGAUGAUAGAUUGGACCUGUGUGGAGUUUACUUUAGAGGCAGAUCAGAGCCUGAGGGAUUAAUAUGCAGUGGAUGUGAUCGCCAUCAAUUAUGCCAGUGAUGUGUUAUUGCAUUAGGAGGGUUAGGACAUCUCCAAUGAGAUCUAAAAACAACAUGAUUUCUGCACAAUCAAGUCUGCAGCAUUUGUCAUUCUGUCAUUUACAGUCAGCUAAACAUUUCACUUUUAAUUUUAUGAAUACAGCUCAAAGCUUUUACAAGGUAAAUCUACAAUCUGCCAGUUGUUUGCACAGAGACAUCUCAUGACGUCCUGACCUUUAUCACAGUGAGGAAGCUGGCAUUGCACACACAUUUUUUCAGCUGCACUUCUGUAAGCCACUCCUGAACAUGACCUCAGUCUCACUGGUAAAUAAAAGAUGAAUAAAAGUGCGAAGUCACAGCUUACACUCCGUGUUUGUGAGGUCUCUAUUAGGUUGUUUUUGACUCGAUCUAAAGGUGUGGCUGUGUGGAAGAUUUUUCCGAGGUUUGAUUGUGAAAAGGCGCUCGUGUGAGUGACAGGCAGCAAAUAUCGUACACAUCUCAUCGUGUAUUUAUUUGUGUAGUGUAGUUGUUGGAACGGGUGUAGACAGGAGCAGUGGGGAAACUGGCAGAAGUGAUGAGAUCCUGAUAACAGAGAACUAUGUAACUG
This is a messenger RNA of Xyrichtys novacula (pearly razorfish), 10176 nucleotides long. The record is from the annotation of a GenBank genome assembly. Lineage: Eukaryota; Metazoa; Chordata; Actinopteri; Labriformes; Labridae.